Schistocerca americana (American grasshopper) is the source of this 2054-nucleotide messenger RNA. RefSeq names its product tyrosine 3-monooxygenase (gene ple). Gene Ontology annotation, molecular function: tyrosine 3-monooxygenase activity; iron ion binding. The record is from RefSeq and is a predicted model, not a curated record. Gene Ontology annotation, biological process: dopamine biosynthetic process from tyrosine. The transcript is spliced from 11 exons. Lineage: Eukaryota; Metazoa; Arthropoda; Insecta; Orthoptera; Acrididae. Gene Ontology annotation, cellular component: axon; perikaryon; cytoplasm. The coding region runs from base 244 to 1989 and encodes 581 amino acids.
GCGCCAGCGCCGAGGGUGUCUGACGAGCUGCGGCCGAGUGGUGAAGUGUACGACUAGCGGAGUCAGUGGUCGUGCAGAAUCCGCCGAGCGGCAACACCUCAGCUCAGCUCUAGCUCCCUCUGUCUCUGUCCGUUCGGCGACAGUCACCACUCGCCUGCCAGCCUGGAGUUCGCAGCGUUCGGCGUACUGAGCCACAGCUUCUCCCCGAGACCCUCCAGCCCCAAGACGCGACAACCCUCAGACAUGAUGGCCGUAGCUGCUGCCCAGAAGAACCGCGAGAUGUUCGCCAUCAAGAAAUCCUACAGCAUCGAGAACGGCUACCCGUCCCGGCGCCGCUCUCUCGUGGACGACGCGCGCUUCGAGACGCUGGUGGUGAAGCAGACCAAGCAGAGCGUGCUCGAGGAAGCCCGCCAGAUCUACAACGAUGCUCCAACUGACUCUGCUGAGGUAAACGAGGUUCAGGAGAAAGAUGUCCCUGCCGCAGAAGAAAUCGAGAACACAUCGCAAGAGGAAGUAUCCACAACAGAAGUGACCGAAGACUCUAGCGAGCCGCCCAGCGACGCCGUAGAGCCGCAGCUACAGGAGACACAGCCGGAGAAGCCCGUGCAGAACGGCCACGCAGCCAGCGGCGAAGCAGAUGCGGAGAUGACAGAGGAAGAGGUGCUGCUCGCCAACGCGGCCAGCGAGAGUGCAGAAGCCGAGCAGGCCAUCCAGAAGGCAGCGCUCGUGCUGCGCAUGCGCGAGGGGCUCGGUUCUCUCGCCAGGAUCCUCAAGACCAUAGAGAACUUCAAGGGCCAGGUGUGCCACCUGGAGACGCGCGAGUCGCGGCAAGAGAGCGGCAGCCUGGACGUGCUGGUGCGCGUGUCGAUGACCCGCCAGGCGCUGCUCCUGCUGCUUCGCUCGCUGCGCCAGAGCGCUGCCCUCUCCGCCGUCACGCUCAUGGCAGACAACAGCGUCAGCAUCAAGGAUCCGUGGUUUCCGCGCCACGCCAGCGACCUGGACAACUGCAACCACCUGAUGACAAAGUACGAGCCAGAGCUGGACAUGAACCACCCGGGCUUCGCCGAUAAGGUGUACCGCGAGCGCAGGAAGAUGAUAGCCAACAUCGCGUUCGCCUACAAGUACGGAGACCCGAUCCCCCGCAUCGAGUACACGCCCGAGGAGACGGCCACGUGGAAGCAGGUGUUCCGCGCCACCAUCGAGCUGCUGCCAAAGUACGCGUGCGUCGAGUACCGACGCGUCUUCAAGCUGCUGCAGCAGGCCGGCAUCUUCACCGAGGAGCGCAUCCCACAGCUCGAGGAGAUGUCCAACUUCAUGAGCAAGCACACGGGCUUCCGGCUGCGACCCGCCGCCGGGCUCCUGACGGCGCGCGACUUCCUGGCCAGUCUGGCGUUCCGCAUCUUCCAGAGCACGCAGUACGUCAGGCACACUUCGUCGCCCACGCACACUCCUGAACCCGACUGCAUCCACGAGCUGAUCGGUCACAUGCCGCUGCUGGCGGACCCCAGCUUCGCGCAGUUCUCGCAGGAGAUCGGCCUCGCUUCCCUCGGCGCGUCUGACGCGGAGAUCGAGAAGCUGUCGACGGUGUACUGGUUCACGGUCGAGUUCGGCCUGUGCAAGGAGAAGGGCCAGCUGAAGGCGUACGGCGCCGGGCUGCUGUCGUCGACGCGCGAGCUGCUGCACGCCGUGUCCGACAAGCCAGAGCACCGGCCCUUCGAGCCCUCGCUGACCGCCAUCCAGCCCUACCAGGACCAGGACGUGCAGCCCGUCUACUACGUCGCGGAGAGCUUCGAGGAUGCCAAGGACAAGUUCAGGAGGUGGGUAGCUAGCGGCAUGUCCCGCAAGUUCGAGGUUCGCUACAACCCGCACACCCAGCGCGUCGAGGUGCUGGACUCCGUGGAGCGGCUGGAGGGCUGCCUCUCGCAGCUCAACCUCGAGAUGCUGCACCUCAACAACGCGCUGGCCAAGCUCAAGGCCAACUUCGCUUAAGGGACUCUCCUCGUGACCUCGUUUUCCCUGCACUUCACCACGUACUUAGCGUCCGCAUCGUCCGC